Pogoniulus pusillus (Red-fronted tinkerbird) is the source of this 4096-nucleotide messenger RNA. RefSeq names its product toll-like receptor 7. The record is from RefSeq and is a predicted model, not a curated record. Gene Ontology annotation, biological process: toll-like receptor signaling pathway; defense response to virus; positive regulation of interleukin-6 production. Gene Ontology annotation, molecular function: protein binding; pattern recognition receptor activity. Gene Ontology annotation, cellular component: plasma membrane. The transcript is spliced from 3 exons. Lineage: Eukaryota; Metazoa; Chordata; Aves; Piciformes; Lybiidae.
UUGGAAGAGACCUCCAAGAUCAUCCAGUCCAACCUAGCACCCAGCCCUAUCCAAUCAACUAGACCACGGCACUAAGUGCCUCAUCCAGUCUUUUCUGGAAGAUGUGAGCAUUUGUUUAAAAAGGAAAAUAAAAGAGCACUCAUUUUUGUGAAUAGAGGAGUAAAUGAGCUACUGUUGCUUUAAUUUGAAAUACAAAUGUUUGAGGAAGUAGGUUACAACAGUCGUUUCACAUUUGGUUGUUUCUCAAGCUGCAGUCCAGCUGAACAGUAGUGAAAGAGUAGUGAUUACUGUUGUUUUGAGUGAGUUGUGUCAUGUUAUAUUCUUCUCUACACCUAAGCUGCACCAACAAGGAAUCUUUUAUGCUGUUUGCUUCUGCUCCGGUUUACAGUCUCCUCCGAUGACUGAUCUGCCAGAUCUGGAAGCACACAGGAAAUGGCAGGCAGAGCUCCAUCCACAUUCAGAGCAGAAGAGCCCCUUCAGCAGAACCUUCUCUCUCCUUCUCUCUUACAAAUGUGCCUCGUGCAAAGAUGUCAAAUGGAUUUCCAUUUGUCUUGCUCUUUCUGUUUCCUGUGCUGCUAUCAGGAGCUUGGUUUCCCAAAAGUUUACCUUGUGAUGUCAAAGCCUCUGAAGGCAGCGUGAUGGUGGACUGCACCGAUCGGCGUCUCACCGAAGUCCCCAAAGGGAUCCCUGAAAAUGCUACCAACCUUACCCUGAGUAUUAACCACAUCCCCCAUAUUUAUCCAACAUCUUUUGCUCAUCUUGUAAACCUCGUGGAGAUUGACUUCAGAUGCAACUGUGUGCCUGUCAGAAUGGGCCCCAAAGAUAAGGUGUGCACCAACACACUAAAGAUUGAGGAUGGCAGUUUUGCUUCCUUGGCCAGACUGAAGUCAUUGUAUUUGGAUGCAAACCAGCUGCUGGAAAUACCCCGGGGUCUUCCUUCUAGUUUAAGUCUCCUGAGCCUGGAAGCCAACACUAUGUUUUCUAUUCAAAAAGCCAAUUUGUCAGAGCUAGCAAACAUAGAAGUACUGUACCUUGGCCAGAACUGCUACUACCGUAAUCCAUGCAAUGUUUCAUUUGAAAUCGAAGAAACAGCCUUUCUGGAGCUGAAAAAAUUAACAAUUCUAUCCCUGAAGGCUAACAACCUCACUCAUAUUCCAUCCAAUUUGUCCUCUACUUUAAAGGAAUUGUAUAUUUACAAUAACAUGAUCCAAGUGAUUCAAGAAAAUGAUUUAAUUGACCUUCACAACCUAGAAAUUCUUGAUCUCAGUGGUAAUUGCCCACGUUGCUAUAAUGCUCCAUAUCCUUGUACUCCUUGCCCCAAGGGCACAAUUGAGAUACAUCCAAAUGCUUUUAAUUCACUGAAAAACUUGAGAACUUUGCGACUUCACAGUAACUCUCUUCAGAGCAUACCCAGCAGCUGGUUUAAAAAUACCAAGAAUCUCAAAAACCUUGACCUCUCCCAAAACUUCCUCUUCAAGGAGAUUGGAGAUGCACAGUUUUUGAAGUUUAUCCCCAGCCUUGUAGAUCUUGAUCUCUCCUUUAAUUUUGAAGUGAAGAUGUAUUCUCCAUCCUUGAAUUUGUCUAAGAGAUUUUCUUCCCUCACAAGUCUGGAAACUCUGAGGCUCAGGGGUUAUGUCUUUAAAGAACUGAGAGAAGAAAAUCUAGCUCCAUUGAUCAGGCUUAGAAAUCUAACAGUGUUAGAUCUUGGGACUAAUUUCAUUAAAAUUGCUAAUCUAAGUGUGUUCAGUAAAUUUCCAGCUCUUAAACUCAUAGACCUCUCAGUGAAUAAAAUUUCUCCUUCUUCAGGUGAAAGCAACUUGUAUGGAUUUUGCUCUAACCCUAGCGUUUCUGUAGAGCAGGACAACAGGCAACUGUUACAAGAGAUGCAUUAUUUCACCUAUGAUGUGUAUGGGCGAAGCUGCAGGUCCAAAGACAAAGAGGCUGCAUCCUACCAAUCUCCAAUUAAGGAAGAUUGCCAGAAAUAUGGAGAGACUCUGGAUUUAAGCAGAAACAACAUAUUCUUUAUUAACCCCUUGGACUUCCGUGAUCUUAGUUCCAUCAAGUGUCUCAACUUGUCAGACAAUGCAAUAAGUCAAACUUUAAAUGGAAGUGAAUUUUCCUACCUGUCUGGCUUGAAAUACCUGGAUUAUUCUAACAACAGGAUUGAUUUGCUCUACUCCACUGCUUUCCAAGAGCUAAAAUUUUUAGAGGUACUGGACCUGAGCUAUAACAAGCACUAUUUUCUAGCAGAAGGUGUUACUCACGUGCUCAGUUUUGUGAAAAACUUGGCCCAUCUGAAGAAGCUGAUGAUGAACGAGAAUGAGAUUUCAACUUCUAUUAGCACUGGAAUAGAAAGUGAGUCUCUUCAGAUUUUGGAAUUCAGAGGAAACCGUUUAGAUAUUUUAUGGAGAGAUGGGAAUGUCAUAUACUUGUCAUUCUUCAAGAAUCUGACCAGGCUGGAACAAUUGGAUAUCUCCUUCAACUCACUUAGUUUUUUACCUCAUGAAGUUUUUGAAGCUAUGCCUCCACAACUCAGGAUCCUCAACCUAACCAACAACAAGAUGAAGAGUUUCAACUGGGGACACCUCCAGCAUCUAAAAAAAUUAGAAACUCUGGACCUCAGCAAUAACCUUCUGGCCACUGUUCCCCGGGAAUUGUCUAAUUGCUCUUCAACUCUCCACAACUUGAUGCUUAGAAACAAUCGCAUUCAACAUCUGACCAAACAUUUCCUCAGAGGGGCUUUUAAUUUGGAGCACUUGGAUCUCAGCUCAAACAAGAUCCAAAUCAUUAAGAAAUCUAGCUUCCCUGAAAGUGUCAUUAACAAUCUGAGGAUGUUGCUCUUGCACAACAAUCCUUUCAAGUGCAACUGUGACGCCGUGUGGUUUGUUUGGUGGAUCAACCAGACUCAAGUGACUAUUCCUCUUUUGGCCACAGACGUAACGUGUGCUGGCCCAGGGGCACAUAAAGGAAGGAGUCUUGUUUUGUUGGAUCUGUAUACCUGUGAGCUAGACACCUCAUAUUUGAUCAUGUAUGCUCUGUCUGCUUCUACUGUCCUAGGCAUUAUGGUACUCGCAGUGACAAGCCAUCUUUAUUUCUGGGAUGUGUGGUACAGUUACCAUUACUGCACUGCCAAGUUGAAGGGCUACCAGCGUUUAUCUUCACCAGAUGCUUGCUAUGAUGCCUUUGUUGCCUAUGACAGUGAAGACCCAGCUGUGAAUGAGUGGGUGAUGACAGAACUGGUAGAAAGACUGGAAGAUCAAAAAGCCAGGCAGUUCAAUUUAUGCCUGGAAGAAAGGGACUGGCUUCCAGGACAGCCGGUCUUUGACAACCUCUCCCAGAGCAUUCAGCUGAGUAAAAAAACCAUAUUUGUGCUGACCAACAAGUAUAUUAAAAGUGGCAGCUUCAAGACAACAUUUUACAUGGCCCACCAGAGGCUUCUAGAUGAGAAAAUGGAUGUCAUCAUCUUGAUAUUUCUUGAGAAAGUGUUGCAGAAGUCCCGGUAUGUCCGGCUGAGGAAGAGGCUGUGCAGAAGUUCUGUGCUGGAAUGGCCAACUAACCCUCGAGCUCACCCCUUCUUCUGGCAGUGCCUGAAAAAUGCAAUAGCUACGAGUAAUACUCAGUCUUACAACAAGCUCCUCCAAGAAACUGUUUAGCUCUACACUUUUCUGUAAAUAUUCUUGUGAUGCAAAAAACCCUAAACUUCAUUUGGAGAAACUGUUGAAGCAUGGAGGAUAAAUGUAACUGUGAUGUUGUACCCCAAAAUGAAAUGCACAAUUAGUCCCAAAGCUGAUUGUUCACUUGUUUUGCUAUGACAAGAAUGAGCAGAAACUGUUGCCAGGCAGAUGUUUAGCUGACAUGCACCUUGCUUGGUUUUGAUUGCUGCACAGCAAGAGAAGAUGCACUACCCACUGGAAGCCCUUGGUUUAGAACAGGAUCGCCACUUCCAGCUUUCAGUUCACUGGAGGCCUCCAGCACCUCCUGUGGCUGGGUCAGGUGUGGUGGGUGAGUCACUGGUUCGGCUUACUCUAGUACACAGACUGCUGGAAGGAGUUUGGCCAUGCCUAAAGUUGCUGCUGCUCAGAUCACUCUUUGAGUA